ACAUAUUGUAGAGGUGAAACUGUGUGGAAAUGGGAAGCAUGACGACUCUCUGUUCAUCAGAGAGCGUGUUUUCCAUGAGGAGGAUGGCGUCGCUUUCGACUCAAUCAUCAUCAUCAUCAUCAUCAUCUUCUUCUUCUUCUAAACCUUCGAAAUUCUUUCGAUGUUUUCUGGAUUCUAAUGUUUCGUCUGUUCAUACCUCUCAAUCUCGCGUUUUCUUCAGGCAACAUUGUAUCAAAUUACAUGAUAGGCGGUUCAGGCAAUUUCAGCACUCAAGAUACCAUAUGAAUGUAUUUCGUUCUGAUGGUAAUGAUCCAACUAAACUUGCCCACAAUGUGGAGGAUUGGGAAUGCAGUACUUCGGGCAAAUCAAAUUCAAGAAAUAUGUUGACAGCAAAAACGUCACUUCCUUCUAAGGACUUAUCUAUUGAUACAUCACGGAAUAGCUACCUAAAGUUUUUGCUGUUCUUUGGGAUUUUAACUCUUCAAGAUGCUCAAAGCGCCCUUGCUGGUUCAGAUGUUGCUAAUCUGUUGCAGUCUAGCUCAUUUUUUGGAGAUCUCAGUGAUUUAAGCACAGGUUUUGCUUCAGCAUUCUUGCUAAUAUUCUUCUCUGAGCUAGGGGACAAAACCUUCUUCAUUGCGGCACUUUUAGCAGCUCGGAAUUCUGCUGCAGUUAUCUUUUUGGGGACUUUUGGUGCACUUGGGGUAAUGACCAUCAUAUCUGUUGUUCUUGGGAGAACUUUUCACUAUGUAGAUGAAAUCCUUCCCUUCAGAUUCGGUGACAUGGACCUGCCAAUUGAUGAUAUUGCUGCAGCAUUGCUUCUGGUUUAUUUUGGUGUUUCAACGUUGCUUGAUGCCUCCUCUGGUGAUGGUCUUAAAGCAGAAGAAGAACAGAAGGAGGCUGAGAUAGCUGUGUCUGAAGUUUUUGGCAAUGGUGCUGGGAUUUUGGCUGCGGCUAGCACAAUCAUUAGCACUUUCCUUUUAGUAUUUGUAGCUGAAUGGGGUGAUAAAUCAUUUUUUUCCACAAUUGCUCUUGCUGCAGCCUCUUCACCUCUUGGAGUCAUUGGAGGGGCACUAGCUGGUCAUGGACUGGCAACUUUGCUGGCUGUCCUUGGAGGCUCGUUACUGGGAACUUUCUUAUCCGAAAAGGUGAUUGCAUAUGUUGGAGGUGUUCUUUUCCUUGUGUUUGCAGCAGUGACUGUGGUUGAGAUUGUGAGUUAGGACAAGAUUCAAACACAAAUUUCUUUAAAUUAUUAUUGAAUUAUUUUUAAUAUUUUAUUUUUAUUAAGACAACAUUUCAGGGGCUUUAUCUUCUACUUUUUGAAUAUUUUCCUAUUAAGAAGAGUUGAUGU
This is a messenger RNA of Cynara cardunculus var. scolymus (artichoke), 1348 nucleotides long. RefSeq names its product GDT1-like protein 1, chloroplastic. Gene Ontology annotation, cellular component: chloroplast thylakoid membrane; Golgi apparatus. The record is from RefSeq and is a predicted model, not a curated record. The transcript has 12 exons. Bases 30 to 1217 code for a protein of 395 amino acids. Lineage: Eukaryota; Viridiplantae; Streptophyta; Magnoliopsida; Asterales; Asteraceae. Gene Ontology annotation, molecular function: calcium ion transmembrane transporter activity; manganese ion transmembrane transporter activity. Gene Ontology annotation, biological process: manganese ion transmembrane transport; Golgi calcium ion homeostasis; calcium ion transmembrane transport.